Messenger RNA from Letharia columbiana, 1164 nucleotides. RefSeq lists its product as uncharacterized. The record is from RefSeq and is a predicted model, not a curated record. Lineage: Eukaryota; Fungi; Ascomycota; Lecanoromycetes; Lecanorales; Parmeliaceae. The transcript has 4 exons. Bases 1 to 1164 code for a protein of 387 amino acids.
AUGGAAGUUGUGACCCUGUCAAGACACGCUGGUUUGCCUGACCGCAACGGAAUCCCGGUGCGCUCUAUUUGGUACAGCGAGCGUGGAUUUGAAGUCUCUGCAGAAGCUUGCAAUAACAGAUUGCGUAUCCUCUUCCGAUUUUCGACCCAUCCAUGCUUCCGCCAAAGUGUAAAGGGCCGUAUCGCCGCCUGUGACUAUGAUCUACCAUUCGAAGAUAUGGCGGAGACAUUCCCAGACCUGGAACCGGCGCGGGAGGCUAGCUCGUCGUCCAUGACCACGGUACGGGACGCCGGCUCCAACCAUCCCUCCAUCAAGAUGCCGGAAUACCCGGAAUCUGGGGCGGAGUGUGGAAGCCCAGUUCCCUUUGACUCGGUGGACGCUAGCAAGACCCUCUUCGCAGAAAUUGGACGAAUUUUCUUGAAACAUCAUAUGGAGAACACGCUGGGAAUUGUCCUUCUCCACCACCACUUUCUCCUGGCGCAAGACGAGAUGCUGGUGAAUGUCGGACCUGUCGCAGUACCCUGGAAAACUAACAGCGGCUUGAAGGAGCUCGAAAAUGUUCACCCCAGCUCCUGGGGCUUCACCAAGGACGGCGUUGCGCCGUACGAGUUUACUCACGGAUCGCCCAGAGUAUCUCUCGACAGCCAAUUGCAACCUUUUCUUGGUGAAUUGGGCGCCAUACUUGAGAAACGCAAAAUGACUGACCUUUUUGGGAUUUGUGCCCUGGAUGGAUCUAUUGAUCGCCCUUGCGACAUUGAAUUCACCGAAGGGCGUGCCAAUAUUACAUUUCCGUUCGACAUUUCCCCCCACAAAGGUAGCAAUGUUGAAGCGAUGUGGCGAAUCGGCUCAAGCAAGGACGGAAUAACAAGUACAAAGGUGAAAGGCGAAGUUCAGCCAAGGGUCUCGAAUGGGUGCGGAAAAUUGUAUAAGCUGCAAGGGAACACACACAGGCAACCACCUCCCACAGGUGCCAAGGCUCAGGGGAACCAGGCUGCCAUCAACAGAACCUUAGAAGACGACGUGGCGAGUACAGGUCUGGGAGACAGUGCACAGCAUACUGUCUUUGCUGAAUGCAAAGUUCGCUGCAACAGUUUUCAACUACCCGAAAAUGGUGGGAGAAGCGAGAGCAAUUGUAGCGGCCCUUCGACAAGGUCCCUUAGAUAG